AAGUGCUGGACUUAGCCCAGCAAAUAGCCCUCAGAACGGAGCUUUGGGUCGUAAAUCUAAUUCAAGUCGGUGAAGGUAUCUGACAACAGCAAAGUUGUAGCCAGAAAUAUUUUAGUUCUUCAUUGGGGCUCAGUGGACUUUUAAAUGUCUUGGGUUUGGACUGAUGUCUUCUCUCACCCGUUAUGGGCAGUAUCGACUGUGAUUUUGGGACUCCUCUUGCGGUCACAGCAGAGAGGGUCCUGGGACACCCGAGCCUGUCUUGUGCAACUGAAGGGCAAGACCGCCAUAGUUACUGGAGCUAACACAGGGAUAGGGAAGUUCAUUGCCCUAGACUUUGCCCGGCGUGGGGCUCGUGUUAUCAUGGCGUGCCGGAGCGAGGCGCGCGGUAGCGCCGCCCUGCAGGAGAUCCGGAAGAGGAGCGGGAAUGCCAACGUGCACCUGCGCCUGGUGGACACCUCGUCCCUGGCGUCGGUGAGGGCGUUUGUAGAGGGCGUCCUGCGAGAGGAGAAGGAGCUCCACAUCCUGGUCAACAACGCUGGGGCUUCAGGCCUGCCUGGAGAUAUCACCUCAGAUGGUCUAGAGGUGUCCUUCGCUACCAAUCAUGUGGGUCCUUUCCUCCUCACCAACCUGCUUCUGGACCUGCUAAAGCGAUCGGCGCCAGCGCGCAUCGUCAACGUGUCAUCUGUGAACCACUGGAGGGGUGUGGUCAACUUUUCACACUUCAAGGGCGAGAACCUGGCCUACACCAUGGACAGCGUGUACAACCACACCAAGCUGCACAACAUCAUCUGCACUAAUGAGCUGGCACGAAGGCUACAAGGCACAGGGGUGACAGCCAACUCCCUCCACCCUGGGGUGGUGAUGACAGAAGUGAUGAGACACUAUAACUUCCUGGUUCGGUUCCUAUUCAACCUGAUUGGAAUCUUUUUCUUUAAGUCUUCUGAAGAAGGGGCAGUGAGCACCAUCUACUGUGCUGUCGCCGAGGAGAUGGAGGGAAUAACAGGAAAGUACAUUGACAGCGACUGUUCCCUGGUUCUCCCCGCCCCCCUGGCCAGAGACCCCGCCCUCGCAGUCAAGGACUUUGAGUUCUGCGAGAGAUUGACAUCCAAGCUCUGAAUAAUUACCAGAGGGCGAGAGAGAGAGAGGGCAAGAGAGAGAGGGCGAGAGAGAGAGCGAGAGAGCGAGGGCGAGAGAGAGGGAGCGAGAGAGGGAACGAGAGAGAGGGCGAGAGAGAGGGCGAGAGAGAGAGAGAGAGAGCGCGAGAGAGAGGGCAUGAGAGAGAGCGAGAGAGAGGGCGAGAGAGAGAGAGAGAGAGAGAGAGAGAGAGAGAGAGAGAUGAGGCUAGUUUGCAGUGGGGUCAAAUUCCUUUUGAACUCCAUUUACCCUUGUUACUAUGAAGGCGAGAGAGAGGGAGCGAGAGAGGGAACGAGAGAGAGGGCGAGAGAGAGGGCGAGAGAGAGAGAGAGAGAGAGCGAGAGAGAGGGCAUGAGAGAGAGCGAGAGAGAGGGCGAGAGAGAGCGAGAGAGAGGGCGAGAGAGAGAGGGCGAGAGAGAGAGAGAGCGAGAGAGGGCGAGAGAGAGGGCGAGAGAGAGGGAGAGGGAGAGAGCGAGAGAGAGGGUGAGAGAGGGCGAGAGAGAGAGGGCGAGAGAGAGAGAGAGAGAGAGAGAGAGAGGAGGCUAGUUUGCAGUGGGGUCAAAUUCCUUUUGAACUCCAUUUACCCUUGUUACUAUGAAGAAUUAAUAAAAAAAAUGCAGGGUCCAAUAUAUCUAUAAA
Molecule: messenger RNA, 1773 nt
Organism: Salmo salar (Atlantic salmon)
Lineage: Eukaryota; Metazoa; Chordata; Actinopteri; Salmoniformes; Salmonidae
Product: retinol dehydrogenase 12
Source: RefSeq, a predicted model, not a curated record